GCCAGAGCGGCGUCGGGGCUCCGGAGGCCGUGAGCCCGGCGCUCGACUUGGCCCCAGACGCCUCCCCAGAAGCCUUCGUCAUGCGGGUGCUGCUGGAGGAGACCGGGGAGAUGUUCCAAGUGACAAACUGCCGCAGCGACAUGACGGUGCGGGAGCUCAAGGAGGAGCUGGACCUCACCGCCGGCAUCCCCUUGGACCUGCAGCGGCUCCAGUACCUGGACCAAGGAAUUUUGAUGGAUGAUACUACGUUGCAGUUCCAUGAUGUUGUUCCUGGUGGAAUUAUUUCAUUAUGUGUCUGGCGCCAUGAUGGAUGGACGGAACUGGUUUUGGCGGCUGUGGAAGGGGAUCCCAGUAAGAAAAGCUAUUUUCUCUCUUCAAAACACCGACAGGAAGAACUUCCUGCCUCCCGAGCCUGCCCGAUGCUCUCCUGCCUCGGUGUCGACGAAGAUUCUCUUUACCAAACUGCAAAUUCGCAGCGUUUGGAACACAAGCAGUGGAAGGCCUGGAUUGCUCACAGAGCGUUCGUGGCCUUGUAUAUUACCUCUCACAGAGGCCACUCGGACGCCGUGCAGUACCUUCUAGAACAUGGGGCCAGCUGUCUCAGCCAAAGCCCCAUGGGCAGGACAGCCUUGCAUGUGGCCGCAGCCAUGGGCCGUCUGGACUGUAUCAACCACCUGCUGAACCAUGGAGCCUCCAUCAAUGAAAGAGAUGCCAGGGGGGAGACCCCCAUGUCCCUCGCCCGGCGCCUGAACCGCAGGCACAGUGAGCAGCGCAUGUUCCUCUUCUACUGGAUGGCGAAGUCAGGGACAAAAGACCCAAAGAACUUGACCAAGAACAAGGUUCUUCUCAGGGCAAAGUCCAAGUCAGGCUCCAAGAAGAGCCAAGUUUGACUCCCUCUGGGAAUGUCUGCACCUCGAGGGUGACCUGGGUAACUUUCCAGAGUUCAAAUCCACAGUGGCCCUUGGGGAGCAGGAAGCCAAGAAAACGUGGCAAUUAAUCUGAAUCAGAUACUAAAUUAUCUGUCCUGUUUGCAAAUGAAUCGGGGAGGGUGCUGGUGGAGGUAGGUGAGUUUGUGUUCAUUCUGUAAUCCAUUAUGGACCGAGCGGGCUCAGAUGCCAGCCGUUAAUUUUAAGCUAUUUGAACAUUGUAUCCAGUAACGCGGCUUGGGGUGAUGGGAGCCAAUUACCUUCUCGCGUCUGGAGACCAUCUAAUGCAUCAGCAUAAUAGAAGUAAUAGCAGUGAUAACGGUACUGCUGCUAUUGCCAUGCACAAGUGCUGGCAAAUGUCGGGGGGUCCUGCGUGGGGUGGGCUCUGAAUUUCAGUCUGUAAAGCUCAGGAACUGUGUGCUACGUGCUGCCGCAGCGAGUGAUGUUCCAGAAGUUUUCCCGAGCCAUCUCUGAGGGGUCUGCUGCUUGAAUUGUGGCUUGGGGGAUAGGGGACUAGAGAAGCAGAGAGAGCUUGGUUCUCCGGUCACGUCCUCUACUGGGGUGCCUUAUUAGUCUUGGUUAGAGGUGAUAAGUUGCUGUUGGAUUUGGGAGAGACCAUGUCAAGGACGACGAUGAGCUCGAAGAGGAGAGAAUCAGAGCUGGCACC
Messenger RNA from Mustela erminea (ermine), 1593 nucleotides. RefSeq names its product ankyrin repeat domain 60 (gene ANKRD60). NCBI's taxonomy places the organism in Eukaryota, Metazoa, Chordata, Mammalia, Carnivora, Mustelidae. The transcript has 5 exons. Gene Ontology annotation, molecular function: protein binding. Bases 81 to 890 code for a protein of 269 amino acids. The record is from RefSeq and is a predicted model, not a curated record.